This is a messenger RNA of Nycticebus coucang (slow loris), 372 nucleotides long. RefSeq names its product mitochondrial import inner membrane translocase subunit TIM14-like. The transcript has a single exon. Lineage: Eukaryota; Metazoa; Chordata; Mammalia; Primates; Lorisidae. The record is from RefSeq and is a predicted model, not a curated record. Gene Ontology annotation, molecular function: ATPase activator activity. Gene Ontology annotation, cellular component: PAM complex, Tim23 associated import motor. Gene Ontology annotation, biological process: protein import into mitochondrial matrix. Bases 28 to 372 code for a protein of 114 amino acids.
UGGAGGCGGAGGAGCUGAGCUGGAGCCAUGGCCAGUACAGUGGUAGCAGUUGGACUAACCAUUGCUGCUGCAGGAUUUGCAGGUCGUUAUGUUUUGCAAGCCAUGAAGCAUAUGGAGCCUCAAGUAAAACAAGUUUUUCAGAGUCUGCCAAAAUCUGCCUUUAGUGGUGGCUAUUACAGAGGUGGGUUUGAACCCAAAAUGACAAAAUGGGAAGCAGCACUAAUACUAGGUGUAAGCCCUACUGCCAAUAAAGGGAAAAUAAGAGAUGGUCAUCGACGAAUUAUGCUCUUAAAUCACCCAGACAAAGGAGGCUCUCCUUAUAUAGCAGCCAAAAUCAAUGAAGAUUUACUAGAAGGUCAAGCUAAAAAAUGA